AUGCUAGCACGAGCAGUAGCGGCCUAUCAAGCCGAGUAUAUCAACAACGAAGAAGAUGAGACCGUCUCUUUCCUUCGCCGCACGAUACGAAGGCGACUUUCUCCCAUACUCUUCUUCGGAAAGCAGGGUACCAGCAGUGAGGAUGGUGAGAUCUCACAGCGAGGCUGGCAUCAUCGCACCCCAAGUCAGACGAGCUCAGGAAGCAGUACUCCACCGCCAUCGUACCAUACUUCACCACGAACAUCUCUGUAUCAGGCAAUAGAGGACGCUGAGGACGGUGAUGGAGAUGGCACGAUCUCACCGAGUGGCAUAGUAACUCCUGUGGCAGAGGCAGCUCCGCUCAUAAAUACAGACGACAUGACCAGUGACGUCCGAUGGAGAUACGCACGGCGUGGACUGUCACUACUCUCGCUUGCUGUAGACGGUGAGAGCGCACUGGACCAGGAUCCGCGAUUCAACAGAAAGCUGUAUCUCGACAGUAUUGGCUACAUGCUGCAAGGACUACCAAACGAUCUGACAGCUGAGGAAGAGGCUUCGGUACUGAGAGCACUGCCAGACCGUCUUGCCAUACCGAGGACGAUUGACAGUCACUUGGACGUCCAGGUCAGUAUCCAAGAAGGAAACAAGACUGCACGACCAGGUAUGAUGAGCCAGACUAGACAGCCUUCAAUGCUUCACCGCGUAACCGCCGCAGCGACAUUCUACCUCAUCAUCUUCCUCAACUUCAUCCUUCCAUACGUCCAGCUCGGACUAGAGAAAGCAUAUCGCUACGACCGAAAACACAAGAUCAGUGAUCGGGUGCUUGUGCAAGGUAUCUCAGCGGCGGAUGCAGUCAGUCGAUAUGUGGUAUCAGCCGCUGGUAUGGUUUGUGUGAUGACUGAUGGAGAAGUUGGCAAGGGUAUCAGGGAGGUCGUAAUGUGGUGGCUGCACGAAUCUAUGGGCGGUUUAUAUGAUGGAGUUGGGCAGGGUAUGCAGAAUGUGGCACCGAGAAGAGAAGAUCGAAAAUACGGUCUUGGUCGCGACUCGCGAUGUUGA
This is a messenger RNA of Recurvomyces mirabilis, 1035 nucleotides long. RefSeq lists its product as uncharacterized. The coding region runs from base 1 to 1035 and encodes 344 amino acids. The record is from RefSeq and is a predicted model, not a curated record. Lineage: Eukaryota; Fungi; Ascomycota; Dothideomycetes; Mycosphaerellales; Teratosphaeriaceae. The transcript has a single exon.